This is a messenger RNA of Truncatella angustata, 573 nucleotides long. RefSeq lists its product as uncharacterized. The transcript has 2 exons. The coding region runs from base 1 to 573 and encodes 190 amino acids. The record is from RefSeq and is a predicted model, not a curated record. NCBI's taxonomy places the organism in Eukaryota, Fungi, Ascomycota, Sordariomycetes, Amphisphaeriales, Sporocadaceae.
AUGGCUCUCAGACUUUGCAUCCCGGAAUGUAGAAGAUCUCCAGCCCAUCCCCUCCAUCCUCCAGUGUUUGAGAUACCACUGAGAAUCCAAAUCGAAGGUCCGACGAUAGCCAUUGAGAGACUAUUGCCAGCGAUAUCAUGGCAUACUAAUGAUGUUACCAAUUUGGAGUUUCCACAACCGGCCGGCCCAGCACUUGCGAGCCUCGCCUUUCAAGCCAUAUAUGGGCGACGACCAAAGGCUGAUGAUGUGGUUUUGCAAGAUGAAUAUCUUGGCUGGAUAGUGGAAAAACCAUUAAGUCGCAUUGAUUACUAUGGUGUUACAUUCGACCACCUCGUACCCGCGAACGAAUGCGAUCCGGAAGUAUUACAGAUUAACAUCAUCGAAACCGAGAAUGACGGUGGUUUAUAUGCGAAUACAUGGUUACCAUUCGUAGUUAAUGUGAAAGAAUUCGAAGGUCAGAAAGUUUUAGCUGUGCCAAGAUGUUGUCAGAAAAGGAGGGGCACCCAAGAUCGCGAGCGGGUGAAUACUCUUGUAUCAGAGAGGAGAGCUAUGGCUGAUCUCGCAAUGACUUAA